GAAUCCUAAAAAACUGCCUACUCUCGAGGGCAAGGAUUCCAUUGCAAUCUAUCGUAAUAACAGAUAUCCUAUAUGCUCUCGUUCAUUUACUGCUAACUUAAGCGAUGAAGAAUGUAGUUCUGACAAUGCAAUAACAUCAACUGUUUCUUCACUACCAUGUUCACCAUCAAAAGCCAGGCAG
Messenger RNA from Racocetra fulgida, 181 nucleotides. NCBI's taxonomy places the organism in Eukaryota, Fungi, Glomeromycota, Glomeromycetes, Diversisporales, Gigasporaceae. The record is from the annotation of a GenBank genome assembly.